AUGACGUGGAAUGCUAUUGUGAAUCUUGGGGAAGCUACUCAUGGUACGGAUCAGACUUAUUACUGGUAUAGUACUUAUAGUACUGUGCCGGCUAAUGUGUUGACUUCUUCUUCCUCCUCGUCGGUCAAUGUCACCGUUGCGCGCACCAUGCAAAAGUACCUCCUUUCAUUCGUCCUAACCGGCAACCCCAACACCCUCUGGCCCAACGACAAGAUCUACUGGCCGAAGUAUGGAAAUGCGACGAACACCAUCAACUUCAAUACGACUAUGUCCAUUACUUUCGAUGAUCUUGCCAACGACAAGAGCCUCUUCUGGAACAAGGCGUUGUGGUACUGA
Molecule: messenger RNA, 336 nt
Organism: Aspergillus tubingensis
Lineage: Eukaryota; Fungi; Ascomycota; Eurotiomycetes; Eurotiales; Aspergillaceae
Product: putative carboxylesterase family protein (secreted protein) protein
Exons: 2
Coding region: 1-336 (111 amino acids)
Source: RefSeq, a predicted model, not a curated record